AGUUCCUCGCGAGUGGAGUCGCGCGCGACUAUCGAGAGAGCUAGCAGCGUGGCUCAUCGCGGAGUGCCUAGUGAUCCUAGUGAUCCGUGUGAUCCAAGUGAUCCAAGAUGACGGGCUCGCGGGUGCGAACCCGGGUUUUCAUGAGCCUCUUCCUCGCCCUCCUAGCCGUCGCCUUGCAGGGAGUGCAAGGUGAGGAAGAGCUAGGUGUGGGCCAGGUACCUUCGGAAGUACAGUGUCGACCUUACAUCGAAAAAGCCCUCAAGGAUCUCGGUACAGGGUCUCUCGAGGAGAAUAGUGUCGAGGUGGGCGAGGCUACGGACGAAGAUGAGGCGCCUCCGUUGAACGAACAGGGUGAAGAGCCAACGGAUGCUGACAAUGACGAUGACGACAAUAAUGAUGAUGACGACGAUGCGGGAAAAGAUGAUAGCGAUCAUUCCAUGGAAAAUGCUGACGAUGGUAGUGAUGAGGGAGAUCGUCCGGACGAUGGAGGAAGUAACAGCGGUGAGGAUGACGAUGAGCUCGCUGCUAACGAACCAGUCGAAGAUGACGCCGAAGCCGCUAGCAGCGAAGAUACUGACGGAGACAGUGAAAACGUGGAAACUGUCGAGAUAACGAGCGCCGAAGGUGCGGCGGAGAAUCAGAGCGAAGGUGACGACGGAGACGAAGCUGACAACGCCGACGAUGACGACGACAACGACGAUCAACAGAAGGAUGAGAAAUCUACCGAGGAACCAGAGGAGGGUGGAACGGAAGAGACAGCCAGUCAAGAAACAGAUGGAGUCGCCGAAAACGACGCGGAUGGAAGCACAGAGUAUAAGGAGGAUGAGACUGCCGAGGAAGACGGUGACCGUACGGAAGAAGUGAAGGACGUAGAAUCGGAGGAGGAGGACAAUAAAAAUGACAUAGAAUCCGGCGAGGAUAACAUCGUCGACAAUGAACCUAGCGAGGAAAAGGAUGAGGAUCAAAAAUCCGCUGAAGAUCAAGACGGAUCUGCUCAGGAGGUCGAUAAUAAUUCCAAUAGUGCUGAGGACGGCGAGUCGGAUGUUGGAGAUGCUGGAAAGGAUGAUUCCGAGGAAAAGAAAGACGAUGUGGGUAUUGAAUCGGAAGAAAAACAGGAUGACGCUGACGGUGAUUCGGAUAUCGAUGAUGGUGUGAAAAAGGAUGACGAUGAAGACAGCAAGGAAGACGGCAAAGGAGAUAGUAAAGAAGAGAGUGUCGAAGGUCAAGAUGAAACCAAGGAAAGUGCCGAAGCGAGUGAGGGUACAGAUAACGCUUCUGCUGAAUCGCCAGACGACGAUACAAAGUCCGAGGAAAGCGAAGAAGUAAAAUCACGCGAGCGGCGAGAAGUUGGAGUCGAGGUAGAGGGUGGAGUGGAAGUCGACGACGAUAAGUCAAGCAAGGAAGACGACGGUGACAAGGAAAAAACAGAUUCGGUCGAAGACGUAGAUGAGAAGGAGUCCGAAGAGUCAACCGAAGAUGAGGGAGCCGGAUCCACUCCGGAAGAAGAUCUCAUUCAAGAAAUUGAAGUGCCGGAGAACCUGAGGCCACGUGACCACAUCAACCAGCUGCUAAAACUGGAUGAAGAAAACGAAGAAAAGGAAAGAGCUAUUCAAAAGGCCGCCGAUAUUGUCCUCCGUGAUUUGAAGCGUCUGUACGACACCGCCAUCAAACCGCUGGAAACUCUCUACAAGUACAGAGAUCUGAGUAACAGACAUUUCGGAGACCCUGAGAUCUUCUCAAAGCCGCUAGUUCUGUUUAUGGGACCAUGGAGUGGCGGAAAAUCGUCAAUCAUCAAUUACCUACUCGACAACGAAUACAAACCAACUUCUUUAAGAACGGGUAUUUCGCAAGAGUGUAUCGAAGAGCCUUGCAAACCGCUAAAUGGGACUGACACAGGAGCUGAGCCGUCACCUGCCUACUUCAACAUCCUGAUGCACGGAGAGGAGGAGGAAAUUCUCGACGGUACUCAGCUGGCGGCAGAUUGGACAUUUUCUGGACUGCAAAAAUUCGGACAAGGAAUGUUAGAUCGUCUGCGCGGAAUUCGUCUGAACAACAAGCUACUGGAAAAGGUAAACAUCGUCGAGAUACCUGGAAUCUUGGAAAUUCGCAAACAAGUCCAGAGACUCUUCCCGUUCAAUGACGCCUGUCAAUGGUUCAUCGAUAGAGCCGACAUAAUCUUCCUGGUCUACGAUCCUGCUAAACUGGACGUCGGACCCGAGACAGAAGCUAUUCUCGAUCAACUGAAAGGACGAGAGUAUCAAACAAGAAUCAUUUUGAACAAGGCCGAUCAAGUGAAGCCGGAAGAACUCAUGAGGGUACAAGGUGCACUGAUAUGGAACAUUUCACCACUGAUGUCAAGUGCCGAACCUCCAAUAAUGUAUUCAACGUCACUGUGGUCAUUGCCUUACGAGGCUGGUGCACCAACAAGGCUGUUAUACGCACAGGAGCGCGCCUUUCUUCGCGACCUACGUUCAGCGGUUGACAAAAGAGUUGAACACAAAAUAGCUAGCGCCAGAAGAUUCGCCGUACGGGUGCGAAAUCACGCGAAAAUGGUGGACUGCUACCUAACGACUUACUACAAUCACAAGACCUUCUUUGGCAACAAGAAGGACAUAAGUGACAAGAUAAUAGAAAACCCUCAAGACUACCACAUCUACGAAGGUCUUAGCACCUUGACAAAUAUCUCGCGCUACGAUCUGCCCGAUCCCGACGUUUACAAAGAUUUCUUCCGUCUGAAUCCACUGUACGAUUUUCAACAGCUGAGCACCACGUGUACGUACUUCCGUGGAUGCCCGAUAAAUAGGCUCGACGUAGCGAUAGCCUAUGAUUUACCAGAACUUGUAGGAAAGUACAAGAAAUCGGUAGAGGUCGCUUUACACGAGAGUGAGACGAGUCCUCCGUCGAGUUGAGCCUGAGAGUACGGAACGAGGUGAAAUGCUGGAUACCAAAGAAAAUGAGGAACGAAGUAGUAGGAUUUCAUUAUCUCUUGAUCGAAUGUAACCAACCAUUGAACCUAAUAAAUACAAAUAUCAAUGUGAACUGUCGAUCUAUUGUUACAAAUAUCAAAGUUACUUCGAGAGAUUGAAAUACACGGGUAAAAGAAAAAUAACAUUUACCAAAGACGUGAUUCAAGACUGUUCAUAGGCGAGGAUAAACACCAGGGUGAUGAAACGGACAUACUCAAUCCGGAGUAAGGUAUUAGGUGCCAAAGUAAAGAGAAGAACAGCGUUGGAAUUUCAAGAAUUUUUACUGAUAUCCAGCAAAGCUUGCCUGUAAAUACUCUCAGAUCGAGAUAUAUCCCACGAUAUCAGAUUACGGGUGCUUUGAUUUCCCAUGAAAUGAAUGGGCGAGGUGGGAGGCUAAGAGGAAUGGCAUCCAUGGCUCGGUGCACAAAGCUCUGUACGGGGCAUCAAGAGAUAACCAAGGAAACGAUCAAAAAAUCAAGAUAAAAAUUAAAUCACGGAAAACAGCAUAGGCUCUGUUAUCUAUGCUUUGCUGCGGGCAGCUGGCAUAAAAAAAAAGAUUAUUUCAUUUAACCGCUGUUAACGGAAGCGUAAAAAAAUUGAAAUAAUCAAAGAAUGCGGUGCCAAAUUAUCACGUCAACAGCGCAUUGAAACUUAAAACAAAUCUUCGAUAAAAUUAAAAUGCAUUUACGGUCAAUGUAGUCGACGGAAUUUUUGUUGACAAUAAAAAAAAAAAAAAAUAUAUCUCGAUUGUUAACCAAAGAGCGCGGGAUCGACGUUGAUUUAUACAGUGCAUAUUAUACCUUGACGCCUCCGUGUCCGCCGCACUGUUUUGCGCAGGAGGAUACACGUACGCGUUAUGUGCACCAGCCGACACAGACUGUUAU
Messenger RNA from Diprion similis, 3850 nucleotides. Its product is annotated as sarcalumenin. The coding region runs from base 108 to 2909 and encodes 933 amino acids. Lineage: Eukaryota; Metazoa; Arthropoda; Insecta; Hymenoptera; Diprionidae. Gene Ontology annotation, molecular function: GTP binding. The record is from RefSeq and is a predicted model, not a curated record. The transcript is spliced from 11 exons.